CAUCGGGUGCAGCCAUCUUAUUAGUUGAGGGUCGCCCGCCACCGUGUCGAUACUCUCCGAGGUCCGAGCCAGUGGGAGUGUGGGACGACGGCGCUGCUUCCCGGGGGUUAAACGGCCAUUGGGAUUAUUCUCUCUUUGCCUUUUCCCUAAGUAAUUUCGCCGCUAAUGUUCUGUUCGAAUUCGCGUUUCGAGGAGCUCUGCAAACGCUGAUACAACACUGCUCUCCUUCAUUCGCCUUUUGGGUACAAGAACGCGGCCAUUGAUUUCGGCGGGUUUGAUCCCAAACUAUAUGGGUCCUCCAAGGUUCACGCGGCCCAAGGCAGGCGAUGCCCAGUCAAGUUCUUCUAACCUUUUUGUAGCCAACUGCGGACCAGCUGUGGGACUGUCCUACGAAACUAUUGCUUCAGCGUUCGCCGCUUUCGGGGAUGUGGAAGGAGUGUACGCAGCUGAUGAUAGCGGCACCCGUGUCAUUGUUUCUUAUGGGCAGGUCGAUUCUGCUCAAGCUGCACUGGCUGCAUUCAAUGGGAAGCCUUGUGCUGAGCUCGGAGGACGUUCUCUGCACAUUCGUAAUUCCGUCCUUCAACCAAUUGGCAAGAGUCCGGUCGACCACGCAAUCCCAGUAUCCCGUCUGGCUUCAGAAGUGAAUAUUCCAGGCCUUUACUUGUUGCACGACUUCGUCACCGUGGAAGAAGAGCAAGAAUUGCUUGCAGCAGUUGACAGUAGACCCUGGAACAAGCUCUCCAAGAGAAGGGUUCAACACUAUGGAUAUGAGUUCUGCUAUGAUAUAAGAAAUGUCAAUACAAAGAGGUGCUUGGGAGAACUUCCAUCCUUUGUUUCUCCUAUACUCCAAAGGAUAGCAUCAUUCCCGAACCUAGAUCAUAGUACUGCAAGUUCGAUACUGGACCAACUUACGAUUAACGAGUAUCCACGUGGGGUUGGACUCUCCCCUCACAUAGACACCCAUUCAGCAUUUGAUGAUUUGAUUUUUAGCCUUUCACUAGCCGGGCCUUGCAUUAUGGAGUUUAGGCAAUAUGUAGAUGGUUCAAUUGUUCCAACAAUUGCUUCGAGUACUGAGGUCGAAGCUGAUAACUCUCACGAUAGCUCAAACAUGAUUAGGAAAGCCAUCUACCUUCCUCCUCGGUCAAUGCUUCUAUUAUCUGGGGAGGCACGUUAUGCUUGGAAUCACUACAUCCCACAUCACAAGAUAGACUUGGUGGAUGGCACAGUGAUAAAUAGGAGUUUGAGACGGGUCUCUUUUACCUUCCGUAAGGUACGAAGAGGACCCUGCCAGUGUGAAUUUCCUCAAUACUGCGAUUCACAGAGAUGAGGAGGCAAUUGCUUCGCUCUGCAUCGACACUGUACUUACAAGAACAUGAUGAUGGAAAGGGUGAAUCGACGGUGGAGUUUAUAGCAUAGGUGACAGGACUAAUCCGGCAUGAAAAGAUGGUGAUAGUGAUAAGGUGAUUCUGUUUCUUCUUCUGCUCUGGAAUUUGACUUUUGAACUUGAGCAUGAGAUGAUACACUGUUAAGAAUUGGGGAUUGCAUGACUGCCUGACAUUGCUUCCCUUUCCAUACACAAGCUUUUGUAGUGAGAUCAAUUUUGAUCAUCUGUUUAAUUCCUUUCAAAUCCAAAUUAAUUAUCAUACAGUUUUACGUUCAACAAAAGACGGCAAUAAUAGGAUGUGGUAGCU
Linum trigynum is the source of this 1691-nucleotide messenger RNA. NCBI's taxonomy places the organism in Eukaryota, Viridiplantae, Streptophyta, Magnoliopsida, Malpighiales, Linaceae. The record is from the annotation of a GenBank genome assembly.